CUGAGAUUUUAUUUGACGUCAGUGCAUGAUCGGAAGGGUCCAGCCUAAAUCUCCGAUGGACUGGGGCCAGCUUUGUACAUCGAAGUAACAAUCGAAUCAACGUGAACACUAUUCUAAACCUUCACCUUCAGCUCCAUUAAUAGACUUUGAGGCUACAGCUACAUUUCAGCUCGACCAUCAAGGUUCACUUUUACGUAAAUAAAUUCAAUUGAACACCGGAAUCACAUACCACUGCUUCUCAGCUACUGGCGCGACCGUACCAAAUAACCAACCACACUUCCAUCGCACCUAUCCUCAUCUCUACCAUCUCAGCGAAACAUCACAUCCCAAUCAAAAUGGCAACCAAAACAAUGACCUCAGCCACAGGCGUCCAAAUACCAGCUAUGCCCGAAGGUCUCAACCCAGAUACCCUCGACACCCUAACCGAACUCGCGGUCCUGCUAAACCGUCUUCGCACACCAACCUCAACCACAGGCGCAACCCCCGCCGCGGCACCAACACCCCAACCCCAGCCCUUGCGCCCGAACCAAUCGCAACAACAAACCAACAACGGCGCCACGACCACCACAAACACGGGCGAACUAUCUCUUAAAGAAAUCCCACCCGCGGCCGAUGUAUUGAAGCAUAGAUUUCAAAAAGCGCGUGUGCUGGUCAGGGGGUUGCCGGAUGUAGGACGUGGCAUCGCGGAGCAGGAGGAGGAAAUUCGGGCUUUGGAGGAAAGGUUGGGGCGGCAGCGUGAUAUGCUUGUGAAAUUGAGGGAGAUGGGUGCGAAGUUGGCGGAGCAGGAGGGUGAUAAGAUGGUUAUGGAUUAAGACCAAAGGCGGGCGAACGAGGGGUGCAAAAAAGAAAAGAAAUGGGGACG
Messenger RNA from Hypoxylon trugodes, 862 nucleotides. RefSeq names its product RNA polymerase II transcription mediator complex subunit 9-domain-containing protein. Gene Ontology annotation, molecular function: transcription coregulator activity. Gene Ontology annotation, biological process: regulation of transcription by RNA polymerase II. The transcript has a single exon. The coding region runs from base 336 to 812 and encodes 158 amino acids. NCBI's taxonomy places the organism in Eukaryota, Fungi, Ascomycota, Sordariomycetes, Xylariales, Hypoxylaceae. The record is from RefSeq and is a predicted model, not a curated record. Gene Ontology annotation, cellular component: mediator complex.